Messenger RNA from Quercus lobata, 1549 nucleotides. RefSeq names its product transcription factor MYB98-like. Gene Ontology annotation, biological process: regulation of DNA-templated transcription. Gene Ontology annotation, cellular component: nucleus. NCBI's taxonomy places the organism in Eukaryota, Viridiplantae, Streptophyta, Magnoliopsida, Fagales, Fagaceae. The transcript is spliced from 3 exons. The coding region runs from base 1 to 1428 and encodes 475 amino acids. The record is from RefSeq and is a predicted model, not a curated record. Gene Ontology annotation, molecular function: RNA polymerase II cis-regulatory region sequence-specific DNA binding; DNA-binding transcription factor activity, RNA polymerase II-specific.
AUGUUCGACCACUCCUCAUCUCGCCCUCUCUCUCUAAUGGAGCUCGACACAAAAUUUAGGGAAAAUCUUGCUUCACAACCAAUGCUUUUGUCUGAUAAUUACUUGAAGUCCCAUAUGAAAGAUGAUUUCUCCUUUGAAGCUCCUUCAUCAAAGGGUUUCUUGCAAGAUUUUCACCAUCUUGAUCAGUUUCAAACUAUUGGGUCUUCAUCAAAUCCCAUCUUUAGGGUGCAAACUCAGUGUUAUGAUGAUACAUUGAAUAACAAUUUGGCAUAUGGGUGCACGUCAACUGAUUUUGAUAUUUACGAGUGUAAGCCAUUUAUGGAUAAUGGUGGGCAUGGUCAUGUUAUGGACAAUUUCGAGAGUGGAGGAUACUUGAAUCUCCCUCAGAGAAAUCCCAUUGAUAUUAUGGGAUCAGAUCGGAGUCACGUGGUCUUUACUAGCCAAGACAUAAUAAAACCUCUGAAUUUUGUUGUACCAGAUGAAGUCUCAUGCAUAACAGCGGAAAAUGGAUACUACAAAAAAAUUGGCAUGAACAAGAAUAGAGCAUUGCCAACAACUAAAAAACCACAAAAAGGUCGUAAGAAAUCUAAUGUUGUUAAGGGUCAAUGGACAGUUGAAGAAGACAGGCUUUUGAUUCAACUGGUUAAGCAAUAUGGAGUGAGAAAAUGGUCUUAUAUUGCUCAAAUGUUGCCUGGGAGGAUAGGAAAGCAGUGCCGAGAGAGAUGGCAUAACCAUCUUAGACCAGACAUCAAGAAGGAUACAUGGAGUGAAGAGGAAGAUAAGGUACUAAUUCAGGCCCAUGCAGAGAUUGGAAAUAAAUGGGCAGAGAUUGCAAAGAGGUUGCCUGGGAGAACUGAAAACUCCAUCAAGAACCAUUGGAAUGCAACCAAAAGAAGGCAAUACUCGAAACGAAAAUGUCGUUCAAAGUACCCUAGAGGCUCUCUUCUACAAGAAUACAUCAAGGGCUUGAACUUGGACCCAUCAAACAUGGUACAAAAUAGAAGAAAAACUUCUUCUAGUAAUGCCACAGCCAAUAACACCAUUAAAACACCAACUCAGCUGCCGCAGUCCACUGACCAGUUUUCCCCUAAUGCUCGGUUGGUUCCAAACUAUGAUUUCAAUGAGGUUCCGGAAUUUUGUUUCGACGAAAACAUGUUUCAGGAGAGCUGUAGUAUCGAUUCUCUUCUUGAUGACAUACCUAACAAUGCUCCUAUUAUGGAUGAGAACAAUUUUGAUGAUCAAAUGCCUUGUGGUCCUGUGGUUAAUGAGAAUAUGCUGCAUUGUCCUCCAGUAAUUGUGGAUGAGAAUGACUUUGACAUGGAUAUUCCAGUUGAUAUGACUCCAGUGGUAGAUUGUGAUGUGAAGAAGGAGCUGGAUUUGGUGGAGAUGAUGUCUCAAGUUAAUGAAGCCAAAUGUGUAAGCCCUUAGGAAUUUGGCUUCAGAGUUCCCUUUUUUUCUUAUGCCAUUGGCUGAAAGUUUUUUUCCUUGAAUUACUUUGAGAGGAAGAAUUCAAGAAUGAAUGGAAAAUAGUAGGGUAACACGCAUGCAU